UGCCAGGCAGCGCUGUGUGUUCACUCACUGUUCAGGCUCCUCCUCUGCCUCCCAGUCCCUCCCUCCCUCUCUCUCUGAUAAGGAACAGGAAGUGAUGACAUCAGAGAGAGAGGCAGAGGGAGCUCCGUGGGAGAAAUCAUUCUACUUCUCCUCUCCAGCCCAGCUCCAGCAGCCUGCCCAUGUAGUGGCCAGCCAAGUGCCCACUGUGCCCUACAUGCAGACAACCUGACCAAGACAGUCCUAACUCCUGAGUCCUGACACCUGUCCUAGUCUGUCACUCACUUCUAAAAAGGCUUCAGGAAUAUUCUCCGAUGGAUCACUUCCAGGCGCCGACGAAUAUUAUAAUUGCUGAUUCUCAAGAAGAUGAGCAGGAGCCACCAGCAGAGAUAUACCUGAGUGUGUUAUGGCAGUCCGGCCAUCUCGCGGCUGCGUAUUAUAACUCUGGUGACUGCUCCAUUCACUUUAUGCCGGAUACUCCAGAGACAGAACAGCUCCGUCUGCUUAAUAGAGUGAUUUCUGAUCUGCAGCCAAGAUGCAUCGUGACCAGUGCGAAGCAAGACCAGAAUCUUACUGACUUCCUCCAGACGCUGAACCCGGCUCCAGAUGGUGCAGCUGAUGGAAGAUUCAAAGCUGAGAUCUGUCUGUUUCCACGAGUGGACUUUGCGCUUCCCGUCUGUAAGCAGAGGGUCCUCUCAGGAAAUUUCUCUUUUUUGCCAUCGAACCUCACAGAGCCUGAGAAAAUUCUGCACCUCUCCUCCAUCAUACCCUUUGACUGCCCUCUAAUGGUCUGCACUUUAGGAGGAUUGCUAAAAUUUCUUGACCGGAGGAGGAUUGGCAUUGAACUGGAGGACAACAGUGUGGGAGUACCAGUCCUAAGUAUCAAGAAAUAUGUCAUGACUGACAUUGUGGACAUGGACCAAGAUACCUUUAGUGUUUUGCACAUAUUCAAAAGUGAAGCGCAUCCAUCUGUGUAUAAAAUGUGUUCCGGAGGAAAAGAAGGACUGAGCCUUUUUGGUCUUCUUAACCGAUGCCAGUGCAGGUGGGGCGAGAAUACGAUGAGAUUGUGGUUGAUGAGGCCUACACGGAACCAGGAGGAGUUGACAUCUCGCCUUGAUGUGAUUGAAUUUUUCAUGGCUCCGCAAAACCAGGAAACUACCAGCAACAUUCAGAGCUGCCUCAAGUACAUUAAAAAUAUCCCUUGUGAACUGAGCCUAAGCCGUCUGUUUGUCACAUUUUCUCCUAAUCAGCUGAUACUAAAGCGGAUGACCCUCUCUAACACCAAAGUUUCGGACUGGCAGCUCCUGUACAAGAGUGUCUACAGUGCUGUUUGCAUAGGAGAAAUAUGCCGCUCGUUGCCUCAGACUGUGACCCUGUUCAGUCGCAUCUCUUCUGCGUUCAGCGGUGACCUGCACUACAUUGCCAGCAUCAUUAGUAAAGUGGUGGAUUUUGAAGAAAGCCUAAGGGAAAAGCGGUUUUGCAUUAAACCACAAAUAGAUCCAACUGUAGAUGACAAGAAACGUCGGCUGCAAGGACUGCCAGACUUCCUAACGGAGGUUGCACGUAAAGAACUGGAGACCUUGGACGUUCAGAUACCAUCCUGCUGUAUUGUCUACAUCCCGCUGAUUGGAUUCCUUCUUUCCAUCAAGCGCCUCCCGUCCAUGCAGGACAAGACGGACUUUGAGAUCGAUGGUCUGGAUUUCAUGUUUCUGUCAGGCGAUCGACUUCAUUACAGAAGUGCACGGACCCGAGAGCUGGAUAGCGUUCUGGGGGAUCUCCACUGUGAUAUAAGAGAUCACGAGACCAUGAUCAUGCAUCAGUUGCAGACACUGAUCCUGGAAAGGUCCGCUGUUUUACAAGAUGUGAUUGAUUACAUCGGGCAGCUGGAUGCUCUUCUCGCCAUGGCUGUCUCUGCUCGGGAGUACGGAUACGUCCGUCCUUGUUACACGUCAAACAGCAUCAUUAAUAUAAAAGAGGGCAGACACCCCCUUUUGGUAUUUUGCUCCGGAACUUUUGUCCCAAACCCAACCAUGAUUGGAGAAAAAGAGAGGAGGAUCAAAAUUUUGACAGGACCCAACUCAUGUGGGAAGAGUGUAUAUCUGAAACAGGUGGGUCUCAUUGUCUUCAUGGCUAUGAUUGGAAGUUAUGUCCCUGCCUCUUAUGCUGAAAUCGGCCCCGUCGAUGGAAUCUUUACUCGUUUACAGACACGUGAAUCUGUGUCUCUCGGCUUGUCCACUUUCAUGAUUGACUUAAACCAGGUUGCAAGAGCAGUGAAUAAUGCAACUAGAAGUUCACUUAUUUUAAUAGAUGAAUUUGGAAAAGGGACCAAUACGGUGGACGGCCUUUCCCUUUUAGCUGCCACUCUCAGACACUGGAUAAAGCAGGACUCUUCCUGUCCCUAUAUAUUACUUUCUACUAACUUCCACAGUCUGAUUCAGCUGAAAAUACUCCCAGAAAGUCCCAUAGUGCAUUAUCAGACGCUUGAGUGGUGUCUGGACGGGGAGGAACUCAUCUUUUUCUACCAGCUUAAAGAUGGCGUUUCUGAAGUGAGCCAGGCAGCCAGGGUGGCAUCUAUGGCUGGUAUGCCAGAAGAAAUCAUCAAGAGAGGAGUGGAGGUUUCAGAGCUGUUUCGGAGAGGACACGCCAUCCAAUGCCUUGAUCAAGCAGCUAAGCAAGAGAAAAUGGACAAGUGUCAGAAGCUGGUCUCCAGUUUUCUUAGUUUAGACCUUGAUGAUCCUCAGACUGACCUGCAAAAAUACUUGUCCGAUGAAGUCCUACCUUUCUCCACGAUAUGGUGAAUUAUCAUAUCCUUAAAGAGUAUUAGACUGAUGCCAUAGGAUUUCAGGCUCUGUAAGGAUCCUUGUUGUGUACAGGUGCCGGACUGUACCCUGCAGCACAUGGUUAUAUCUGUUUUCUAGUUCUCCUCCUUAUUUUUAGAAAAAUCUGAUUAGUAAAGCAGGCUGAGAUGGAUCGAUUGGCCAAUCAGCAGGGCUGUUAGAAUCAGUUUACCCAAUCAGCAGGGCUACUUCAUUUGCAUAAACCCUGCUGAUUGGACAAAUGGAUUCUAGCAGCUCUGCUGAUUGGACAGAUCGAUUCUGUAGAAUCAUUUCGCUCAUCUCUGCUCUCUACCUAGUAGCAAUAAAGCUGUGAGCUAAACAGCUGUGCCCCCAGUCGUGUGGCUAUGGAGACUCUACCUAAAACACAUAUAGGGUUGUCAGGCAACACGAUCCCAACAUCCAGCCUGAUACUCGGGUGAAUUGUCACGGGCAGAGGCUAGGCAGUACUGAGCCCACACUGUCUUACUGCCACGAUAGAUAUAUCAGAUUAGAAUGGAGUAUCGGAGUAUUCAUAUAUAGAUAAGCAGAUCAUUCUGUGGGUAUUAAUGCUGUGAUCCAGUAGAUACCACAAUUUUUGCUUUUAUGUUAGGUUUUCAGCAUUAAAAAAAGUAUUUUCAAUAAAACGAGACAUACUGUAUAUCCUCUGCUCGUCCAUUCAUUUAUUUAGAGAUGAGCGAAGUUCUUAAAAAUUUAAUUCCGCUGCUUCGCCGAAUUUACUUUAUGACGAAUUACUUCAUCACGAAGUUCAAUGACGGGGGCGAUUGCGCCGCCCCCAUCAUUGAACCCCUCAGAUGCAGUGUCCAUCGCUGAUCGCGGCAUCUGAGAUCAAUACUAAAGCAUUUUAGGGGUUGCUUUAUACAUACCUCAUCCAUUUGAGCGGCAAGAGGCCUUCGUCGCCAUCUUGCUAGAAGAUCCAGCGCGAAAUCUCUUGCAGCGCGUGAUGACAUCAUCAUGUCUUCUGGCUUGGUGACGUCAUACGUCAUUCGCAUGGGAUCUUCAAGCAAGAUGGCCGCAGAGGCCUCUUCACACUCAAAUAGAUGAGGUGUAUGAUAUGAAAUUCAAUUUGUUACCACGAAGCACAAGGAAAUUCGGCUUUGCGGCAAAUCUAAAUUUCCCUGAAAUUCGUAUCGAAGUCCACUUCAUUAACUUCUAUUCGCUCUACACAGAACAUUUAUUCUUUCAUUAAUGUUGCCUUAGUUCGCCAUUUGUAUUUGUUUCACUGUUUAAAAAUUUAUAUUUAUGUGAUAAUAGCUAU
Bufo gargarizans (Asiatic toad) is the source of this 4089-nucleotide messenger RNA. It is a transcript of the gene MSH5, whose product is annotated as mutS homolog 5. Gene Ontology annotation, cellular component: nucleus. Lineage: Eukaryota; Metazoa; Chordata; Amphibia; Anura; Bufonidae. Gene Ontology annotation, biological process: chiasma assembly; mismatch repair. The transcript has 25 exons. The record is from RefSeq and is a predicted model, not a curated record. The coding region runs from base 312 to 2795 and encodes 827 amino acids. Gene Ontology annotation, molecular function: ATP-dependent DNA damage sensor activity; ATP binding; mismatched DNA binding.